UAAAACCGCAACGACCGGGUACAAGGCAGGCGCAGUGAUGCGAGCUCCAAUGUGGAUUUAAAUAUGAUUAAGAAUCGUUUCAGAUCCGCAGUUUCCGGUUUCUAUAGCUCCGACGCUUUGCAUCCCAUGCCGCUUCGAAAUUCACCAGCAUACAUUUCCUGUUCCACAUAAACUGACAGACGACAGGGAGCAAAACUUUUAGAUUCAGAGGGGAAAUCGAAGCUUAGAGAUAAACCUCACUCGCACACUGACCCGUAGUUGAAGCCUGAAGGUGACUCCUGGAUCUUCGUUUGUUCCACAGUUAUCAUCCCUUCAUCCUGCUCAUCAGAUCUAAAGAGACUGAAGAGUGAGAGUGGUGCUUGUAGAUAUUUUUACGUGCACGUAUAUGAUCGAAGAAGGACAUGCUAUUCUGAUCAGGAUAUGGUGGUUGUGGAGAAGAUCUAAGCCCCAGACUCUUUGUUUCUUAGCAUUUGUUGACUGCAAGUGCCCGAUCUUGUGCUGAUCUGACAAUCGCCUUUGUUUCCAGUUCCUUUUUAUCAGAUAUUUUUCGAUCUUAAAGUUUGCACCAGUGGUUAAGCUAGAUCUUGUGAGUGAGGUUAGGAUCCGAGCCGACUCGGUUAUUGGAUUCAGAUGGAGACACUCGUUUUAGUUUCUGAGCACAGGAACGAGUACUAUAACAACCAGGCCAGGGGACAUGGCGGUUUUGGUUUUGGGCCCUUUCUAUCACCGCCUUCUGGAAGCUUUAGGGAGAUAAGUUGCCGUUCGUUCUAUGCAGGAUCAGGUUUACUCCCAACGCCGUUAAAGUCAUACUCAACUCCGAUCACAAAACGAUCACGUUCCUCUUCAGCUUCUUUUUCACCUAGGACACCAUCUCCAUCUGUAAAUCCAACCAACGAUCAGAAAAAAAGGAUAAGAUCUGUUAGAAGUAUUGCGAUACCAAUUGAACUCAAAGUUAGGGAUAGUCCUAGGAAGGUUCAUUCUAUGAAAAAGGACUUUCAUUUCUCAGAGAGAUGGGCGGGUCCCACAUACUCAAACUCACCUCCUCCCAGUUCUUUACCAAUUCCAAAAUUUUGUUUGAAACCUAAAAGGUCCGUUUCUCUGGAUUUACCAACUGCAGUUUCUGCUUUUGAUUUUCACCCCAUUGCUCUUUCAGCACCGACCUCCCCUACCAGGGAAUGGAGCUCAUCUUCAGAAGAUAUGUUUGACCUUGAUGACUCAGCUACGAAAACCCUCCGUCGCAUUCUCAACCUUGACAUUGCGGAUGAUUGAGGAUCCUGGGGAAGCUAGACCUCCUUCCCCAACAGGGAGUGUAUCUAGUUUCUGAAGGAAGUAACCAUAAUUAGUGUAUAUAUGGUGAAUAAAGAAUCAGUUACUCCAACUGAUUCUUGUUUGUUAUUUGGUUUUUGUAAAUGGUCGUAAAGAACAAGGGCAUACCCUUCAGCAAGCAGUUGUUUAUGUGUUUCAAGGGCUAGAAUGGCUGGCUGAUCAACUAUCUUCAAAAUUUUCAUGCUCUGUUGUGUCCCCUGGAUGGAUACAAGCUAGAUAAGUGUUCUGGGGAGUGAAUUGGAACUGGCUUCUGAAAGUUACUGGUGGUAAUCUGUUGCUACAUAGCUUUUAGUUCUUAUGAUUCAACUCUAAUGAAAUUUCUGCAAGCUUGCAGAAUUGCACAGUGAAAAUCCUAAACCACAACCCUCUUUAGAAUGUCAAAUCUGAUUGCCUUCUUUUAGUCAGUUAGUUAUCUCAAUAUAUUUUGUAUAUACCCAAAGUCCUCUUUUCAUUUGGUUUUCUCUUUCUAGUUGACCAUAAUCUUAGCUCCCUGUUCUUGUUGUCUCUCUUUUACGCUUCCCUCACUAUGACUUUUAACUCGGUACUUCAUAAUUCAUAUGCCCUUACUGCAUAGGCUAUUUAGAGAACUGUUUCUUGCAACCACUUUUCCUUCAGUUCCCUAAUUUUCCUUUCCUUACUUGCUCAUCAUAUCUCUUAGCCAAUAUAGAUAGGUCUUAGCCUAUACUUAACAUGUCAAAGCUGCUUUCUCCUUCACCACGUUUCUUGUUUUUUUGAAAAGAAAAUGGGAAGGGGAAGCAUAGAUUGCUACAUCUAUUUCUACCUGAACACUAAUUCCCUCCAAGGUCUAGUAGCUUUUAUGUCUGUAUUAGUUGUGUCAGUUCUCUGCUUCAGAAUCCUACCAUUUCAAUGUUAAAAAUCCAUGUGACUGGAAAAUAGUUGAUCUGCCAAGCUCUGUUCUCAAGCUCUUGUAAGGUGAUUGGAUGGACAGAAGUUGUUGAUUUGGCUGUGUUACUGUACCCGACUGCGUUCUUGUUCUGGCUAGUGUUGUUGCUUGGUCUGUUUGUUACUUUAUUCCAUUUCAAGUUGGUCUGGUGGUGAUCACUUACGGCGGUGUUUUACUCGAUUAUUCGUGUAAUGCACAAUUGUCACGUAACUGGUGUGAACCUCUUAUUUCGAAUGUCAUACUCUCUAUGUUCUUGUUGGGUUUAGACUUUGAGACCGAGUUAGUAAUCUAUCAAUCAAAUGGAUAAUGUUGUCUUUGUUGGUA
Molecule: messenger RNA, 2554 nt
Organism: Cuscuta europaea
Lineage: Eukaryota; Viridiplantae; Streptophyta; Magnoliopsida; Solanales; Convolvulaceae
Source: the annotation of a GenBank genome assembly